GUUUCAAUGGUGAUUCGUGGAAAGAUUGUUACCAUGUAAUCAUAGUCUGACCACCGAGUUGUUGAUUGCAGAUUAACUUGGAUAGCUAUGCGUCCAAGACGAUCUAUACAACUAGCCGACACAGGGUUUGAGGCUAGGGUUAAUGACCAGGGCUAGAACCCUCCACCAGUCCCUGAGAACUAGCAACAGAUUAUGGCAGACAUGCAAGCCCGACUUCAGAGCUAAGAAAAGCAAAUCCAUCUUCUGAGAUAGCAGGCUUUGUCAGGGAAUGUUACAUCUAUUGUGCCACCUACAGUGGCACCAGUUGUUCAGCCAUUGGAAGUUGGGAAUAGAUGGGAGCCGUUGUAUGAGCGGUUUAGGAGGCAACAUCCUCCAACCUUCGAGGGAGGACUAGAUCCACUGAAGGCCGAUCAGUGGAUGAGUAUGAUUACCGCUAUCCUGGACUUCAUUAGGGUAGAGGGUCAUGACAGGGUGGCAUGUGCCACAUAAAUGCUAAGAGAGGAUGCCCGCAUUUGGUGGGAAGUGGCAUCACAGAGUUAAGAUGUUACUACUUUGGGUUGGGAUGGAUUCAAGGAUUUGUUCAGUCAGAAGUAUUACAACAUUGCCGCCAAGGCAGUGAAGGUUAAUGAAUUUUUGGGGUUGAUACAGGGCAACAUGACAGUUACAGAGUAUGCUCUGAAGUUUGAUACACUUGCAAAGUUUGCACCUGAUCUUGUGUCUACUUAUGCAGCUAGGCAGGACAGAUUUAUCAGAGGGCUUAAUGAUAUGAUAGCUAGAGGUGUGAUAAUUACAACUGUACCGGGGGGGACGACUUAUGCCCAGGCUGUUGAGAAGGCUCUUACCACUAAGGAAGUGGAGAACAAGAUUUGGAGGGAAAAUGCUGUGAGACGGGAGGUCCACAGAGCGGUGCCUCCAUAUUCAGGAUCUGGUAGGGGCAGAGGCCCAUGUGAUCUGAAGAGGAAGACCCCUGACACUUCGACCGCUGCUGGUCCUGAUAGGAGGGGCCAGAGUGUUCAGGGUGGUUGUCAGGGAGGCGGUGACACAUGGAGGAUCUACCCAGAGUGCACGAGGUGCAGAAGACGCCAUUCGGGUGAAUGUCGGGCCAAGGCCUAUUAUGUGUGCGGGGUGGUGGGACACCUCAAUAAGGACUGCCCAACAGUGAAGAAAGGGGAAAUAGGGAAGGUGGAUAGCUUGACUCUAGCUCGAGUGUUCACCUUGACACAGGCAGAGGCCGAGGCUAGUCCCUCGGUGGUGACAAGUCAGCUUUCUAGCGCUGGCUCUCCUUUUACUGUAUUGAUUGAAUCUGGUGUGACACAUUCAUUUGUUUCUAUUAAGGUGAUUGAUAGGUUGUGUAGACCUAGUGAGUAAUGUACUACGGGGUUCGGGACAUUAUUGCCAACGGGGAAAUUGGUAGUUUCUAAGGAGAUGGAUUAGAGCACUGCCAGUGAUGGUUGAUAGUAGAGAGCUAUCAAUAGACUUGAUUGAGUUAGGUAUGGAAGACUUUGAUAUAAAUUUAGGGAUGGAUUGGCUGGUUAGAUACAGAGCUACUAUUGAUUGUAGAAAGAAGAUGGUGACCUUUGAGCCAGAGGGAGAGGAAUCCUUUGUGUUCGUGGGUACGGUAUGUGGACCCCGCAUACCCAUGAUAUCAGCACUGAGAGCCAAGGACCUAUUACAGGGAGGAUGUAUAGGCUUCCUGGCUAGUGUAGUGGAUACUACUAGAGAUUUUCCAACAAGGUCGGGGGAGACUAGAUUGGUUCGUGAAUUCUUGGAUGUAUUCCCUAAGGAUUUACCAGGGUUGCCGCCGCAUAGGGAGAUUCAGUUCGUCAUUGAGUUGGCACCGAGGACAGAGCCAAUUUCAAGGGCACCAUAUAGAAUGGCACCGGAAGAAUUGAAGGAAUUGAAGAUACAGCUGCAUGGAAUUGGUCUCGGAGCUCUAUCAUGGAAUCGAAUGAUAAUGAGAAUGUUAUUGUGGGUUGUGACUAGGUUAUCGCUUGGGCUCAGGAGAGGAUCGUUCUUGGGGGUCGUGCUUGCUAGCUUAUUUACUUCUGCUUGGACCAAAGGUAAAGGAAAGGGUAAGCUGAACCAACUCUGAACUAGAGAGGUCUGGGGGCGGAAUGUACAUAGUCGGUUGCUCAACCGCCACGACCGAGGGAUGAUACAGGGACAAGAGAACCUUAAAUGCCUAUUUUGCCAUUAGAGUGGCUUGUGGUUGUACAUAACCUUUGAAAUUUUGUAAACUAUCCUUUAACCCUGUUUUUGGGA
Molecule: messenger RNA, 2262 nt
Organism: Humulus lupulus (European hop)
Lineage: Eukaryota; Viridiplantae; Streptophyta; Magnoliopsida; Rosales; Cannabaceae
Exons: 2
Coding region: 655-1368 (237 amino acids)
Source: RefSeq, a predicted model, not a curated record